Molecule: messenger RNA, 2148 nt
Organism: Mucor velutinosus
Lineage: Eukaryota; Fungi; Mucoromycota; Mucoromycetes; Mucorales; Mucoraceae
Exons: 6
Coding region: 1-2148 (715 amino acids)
Biological process (GO): transcription-dependent tethering of RNA polymerase II gene DNA at nuclear periphery; RNA export from nucleus; protein import into nucleus
Cellular component (GO): nuclear pore; nuclear pore inner ring
Molecular function (GO): structural constituent of nuclear pore
Source: RefSeq, a predicted model, not a curated record
AUGGAGAAGACUUUUGCAUCUCAACUAAACCCACUACUCACUGAAUUCAGCCAAAAAGUCGAUGAUUGCAAGCAGAAUGAUGGUACACAUGUGGAUUUCGACCUGUAUUUGCAAGAGUCCACUCCUUUGCAAUACUGUACAGACAACGAAAAUGCAUUCUACAAAAGCGCACACGUAGACUUUCCAGAGGAAAUUGCCAGGCAAAUUGAACAGCCUCGCAGUGACUACAAUCUUGGGUUUCUAAAAGCUAUCAAUCAUGUCUGGUUGGCAAGAGGAUCAUCGUUGUUUCUAUGGGACUUUAGUAAGAAGAAUUCUAAAGUAUUCAGAUACGACACCACCCAAGCCAUUGAACAUGUCGAUAUUGCAACAUUCACAACACACCACGAGCUGGUUGUCACUACUCGAAACCACAUCUACCUCCACACCAUUUCACCAGGCCAAGACAACAUACAGCUAUCGCAGGGUGUGGCAGUGGAUUCAGAGGGUGUUGUCAUGUCAAAUUUCGUUACAGCAAAGGAAUUAAGACGAGUCUUUAUGAAGGGCGAUGAUGGACAUUUGUACGAAUUGCAUCUUGUAUGGACAGACAACACACCAAAAAAUGGAAGUCUUAGCUGUCUUACCAUGAACCCAAUACUGCGCUAUUUGACCAUGUUCUUCAAAUCUCCACCUGUGGCCAGUGUGAAAUCUCUGGUAUUGGAUGAAGCAGGGGAAUUGCUGUACAUGCUGCUGUCAGAUUCCAGCAUCCAUGUUGCUCAGAUUCGUGGCACCACCUACUCGUUAUUGAAGCGCUACGAGAGCCAACACUUGGAAUCAAUUCACCUUGUUCAAGAUACCAAAAAGCCUUGUCUCAUGGCAGUUGCAAACAACGGCGACAGACUGUUUUUACAGAAUGAAAGUCUAGAUAUCCAGCUCAUAUUUACCCGACCAGCACCACCCUUGCCCGGAUCCAUUUUAUUCAACAACUUGACCGAUCAACAUGCUGACUUGGCUUAUUAUCAGCAAGGCGUUUUUGCUACUGUCUUGGCCAAAUCAGAAAAGAAGUACUUUGUGUUGACCAACACAAGCGUCGCAUCGGUCAAGGAAUCAAAGCCUGUGUUGGUGGAGGAUUUCUAUUAUGAAAAGCUGGACGACAAAGUGUGGUCUAUCAUGGAAGGAGGAAAAGCCAGACACACAAGAUUCAACAUGAAAUCGACAUUAGAGCCUAUGGAUACUUCAGAUCGCCAGAUUUCAGCAUUGACGAAACGAGGCAUCAUCCACUACAAUAAGCAACACAUUACAGAUUAUUUUCAACACGCAUUGCAAUCGCCUUCACCUGAACAUUUGAACAAGUUUGAAGAGCGUUAUGGUGCCAUUGAGACUGGUUAUAUAGCUCAUGUGUUGGCCUGUUCAGCAAAGCAAACUCCAUAUGUCAUUGACUUUAUUCGACAAUGCACAGUACGACAAGAAGGCCUGCUGCUCUAUUUUGCUCGCAUCGUUCAGGAUAUCUGGACGGUCGAUAUCAAAAAUGAAAAAGUCCCUAAAGAAAAGUUUCUGGUGGUUCAGGAACGCCUCCGAGCACUUGCCGAUGUAUAUCAACAAUACGACAUUCCAGCAGCAGAUGACAUGGAUCUUGUGUUGAAGACUAUGGAAUUCAUUUCGUUGAUAUGCUUUGCUAAUGAUUUAGAAUGGGAACAAAUUGUAGCAAGGUUUGACAAAAACUGGGUUGUCAGCAAGUUUAGUGAUGUCGUUACAACGGUGAAGGGCGCCAACUUGAUCCAGGAUAUUGUUUACAAGGCUAUAAAGACAUCGAAACUUGCAAAUGCUUCCAACAACUACAGCUUUAUCGGUAACUUUUUAAACAGCAAUUGCUCCAACCUCUUGGGCACAGAACAAGUGAUUUACUUUAAGGGUGUCGAAAAUUUAUAUGCUGCACAAAAUAAUACAGAUGCCAACGACAAGAAGCAGGCAUUGGCAUUAGCUAUUGGACAUUUCAAGAGCGUGGUCGGCAUUUGCGAUGCUCCUCGUAUUAAAGCGCUCGCACAAAAGUUCUGCGACUUGGGAGAUCACCAUUCUGCUGUCGAUCUUGCAUUUACAAGCUAUUCACAAGCAGGGUUGACACUCGAUCAACUUGAAGCAUUUGUGCUGCACAUUAUCAAGGAAGCCAAUUGA